Molecule: messenger RNA, 4348 nt
Organism: Botrytis deweyae
Lineage: Eukaryota; Fungi; Ascomycota; Leotiomycetes; Helotiales; Sclerotiniaceae
Exons: 5
Coding region: 1535-3673 (712 amino acids)
Source: RefSeq, a predicted model, not a curated record
CGCCAUCUGUAUCUCAUGAUUCUCAUCGUAUUAUUGUAUCCACUUUCCAUCAUACGUGCUCCCUUGUACAUGAAAUCAAACAGUAUACAGAUCCGAAAAAUAGCCCUAAUCCGCCGUGUUCACAUCAACCUAACACAAGAACGUCUAAAAUAGGAUUGAGAGGAGCUCAGUCAUUCAUCAACAUCAUUAAUUGUCAUCGCAGCUUCACCAAAUUGGAUCGACUCAAUCCAUUUCCUAUUUUGAGUUGGUACUCCCCUCUCUCCCUCCUGGAAAAAGAACUCACCCUAUCGUACUACCGUGCGCCGGGAAUUGAGACAAACAGCCUUUGGAUUGUCUUGGCUUUGACCAGUAUCUUACCCUUCAUAAUUUGAAAAGGCGAGAAAGGCGAAAAUAUCCGAAAGUCCAACUCUAUUAUACCUAGAUGCAUAGCGAGCGAAGUACAGUAUUUAAGAUUUACACUACCGAACACUCAUCAGGACGGACCUACAUACGACUCGAAUACUUUACUUAACCCCUAACGCUGUAAUCUCCGUCCACUCGAGGAAAGAGUUUAAUCUACUUUUAUCUACUUCUAUCUACUUGAUAUACUUUAUUCAUACUUUGUUCCCAAAACGAAGAAGGCUCUAUGGUCCUUGCCUUGGGGAGUUUAAUCAUCCAUCCUCUUUAAGUCCUCGUCCCCUGUUUCCGAAUUCUCCACCUCGUUCUUUUCACCCUACAGAAGUAUAAUAAGUCCCACCCUUUACCCUCAGUGAGCCAAUACACCCAUCCAUCCAUACACCCAUCCAUACACCCACCCAUACCAUCAUCCAUUCUGUUUAACCCAUAAGGAUACGGAUACCUGGGUACUUGAAAUCCGCCUAUCAGCUUCGUUUCUUGGUUGGCUCCAUCCGCUCUCAUCGUCCGUCCAUCAUCACCAUUCCCACUCCCCGAAUGAAAUCCUAGUUUCCCAGCCCUACUGUUUGUCAUUCGUAUUCUUAAGGCUUAUGAGCUUAUGAGAGAGGGAAGGACGAGAAAGAGAGAGGACCGACCGAAUUGAUUAGCAUUCGAUGUACGACGAUAGAAUUUAACGCUUAUAUUGGAAUUUCUCGAUUCAAUUUAGGUUUUUUUUGUUAGUACAUAUUCAGCCCUUCCGCUAAAGAUUGGCCGAAACAUACCUCUCCGUACUUCUUCGUCCUUUCAUAACCACAGACGUUCGCCCCGUCAUCCCAUUUUAUGAAGGGUUCGCAAAACAACGUCAACUUCGCGAACUCUUUGAGCGUACUCCAAGAGGCAUUUGGUCCUAUUGAAGAAAAUACAUACCAUUGGAACCGGAUGUUGUGACCCGGAACCUCUUUUUUUGUAACUAAUAUACUCUUCGAAAAAAAAAUAUCCAUGUUGCGAUUUCCCUCCUUCUCCACUCUCAACCUUUCCCUCCCAAGCAAAACGGCACGUCCGACUUAGCGACUUCUAGACGAAGACGAGGUCAGCUCAUGUUGUUAGGAGGACUACAAUAUACAUCCACUUAAUUUUCAUAGCCUGUGGCUUAACUCACACAAUGGAUAUUCCUAUGCGUGGCCAAAAGCCGAGCUUCAGCACACCCUUACCAGAAAUCCACGUACAAGACUCUCACCACCCCGAUCGAUAUCCCGACAGAUACUCAGAUCAACACAAAUACCAUUCUUCCAACUCUUCAAGGGCCGCGGCUGGACCAAUGUCUAUACCCAACGCGAGAGAGUCUCCCCCUCCUCCUUUACCACCACCUAAAUACAUUCCAGAUACAGAUAAUGGGGGAGAUCUUGGGUGGCAGUGGGCAAAUCAAAAUCGGGAACUCGAUUGGGGAAGAAACGUUUCAUCGGUUCCUGCUGGCUCGAGUCUGUACGGUGGGAGCUAUAGUCGCAAUAGCAUAUCAGAUGAGCGACCAGACAUUGGACGUCGAGGAAGCUCUAACGCCACCGUCACUGUCCAUCCGUCGAAAGAUGCGAGCAACCAUGCAAUUGCACUGCCAAAAGAUGAAGGCUAUUCAAGUCUUUCUGCUUCCAACGCAAGCAUUGGGUCGACACAAUCAAGAAUUUCAAUAGGCUUUCAAAGUUCUGUCCACGAUACAUAUCAAACUAAUGCUCAAGCAUACGACAAAUCAUUAUUACAAAAGCUGGGUAGCAGAGGAGAUAAUUUCACAUCAUCAAGACCAUUCGCGAAGUCUCCGUUCAGCUCAUCUGUAAACGAUGCAUCACCGACCUCUAGAAUAGCGCGGGAACAUGGUCAUCCUACACUCAAGCCACUCUCUCUGCCAAUCCAUACACACAAACCGGCGCUUGCAGAGAGUCCCAUAAAUCGAUGGGCAGAUUCGCCUUUAUCUUCUGGUAUCUCACCAGGCAAUCCAUAUCCCAGACUUAGCAAUUUGAACACAUUUGAGUUCAGGUCACCGACCGAUAUAAUAGACAAUGAAAGGUCACCACACCCUUACAACAUGAGGUCGGGGAGCAUAGCCGACGAUGCAUCAAGUAUCGCCAGCCAGUCUAGGGAUAGCUUCCAGAUGCCUUCUCCAGAAUACGAAGAAGGCUUCCAUAUGGAAGAAACGGGACUGAGACGACUACAGAUAGGAGAAGAGUAUCAUGGUCGGAGUGAAGGAUACUCUCCCUGCUCUACAGCCGGGCAAAAACGACGUGCAUCUUCUCCUCCCAGGGACGACAGUCUACAUCUACUACGCACGGUAGGCAGUGCAAGUGAUCUUGCACGACGUCGCGAAUCUGGCUCACGCUCAACACCAAGUCCGCGCUUUCAUUCGAGCUCUACGUCUAUAUCAUCUACCACUUCUUUACCUAGGAACUCAUUCUCAUCCACAUUAUCAGUGACUGCUAGUAGCGCGACCAGCAUGGGCUCGUAUAGUAGGCUGUCUCAUGGAGGCCUCUCACCUGGACCCAUGGAUAUCAACACCGACAUGUCAUAUAACGGUUCAAUGUCGCUAAAUCCCAGCCCAAGAGGUUCAAUUUCGGCUAGAACAACCCAUCAUCGAGCUUUAUCUGAAAGUCGACCUCUAACUAAUGCGCGAAAAAUGCCAGAGGCAUUAGGACACGUGAAACACAAUAGUGCUCCUAGUAGACAAGGCGGUUUCAUUUGUGAAUGCUGUCCCAAAAAACCGAAGAAAUUUGACACCCAGGAAGAUCUCAACACGCAUGAACAAGAAAAGCAGUAUGAAUGCCUAUACUGUCGAAAUCGUUUCAAGAAUAAAAAUGAGGCUGAAAGGCAUCAGAAUUCUUUGCACCUCCGUCGUUACUCUUGGUCAUGUGCUGCUCUCCUAGAUUGGGCGCAUGCUUUCCAUCCUUCUCCUUCACGGCCCAACGAUGCGGAUACUUGUGGAUACUGUGGCGAAGAUUUUCCAAGGACUGGAAUUGCGAAUCACGAGGGGUCUUCGAUGCCUGUGGCGACUGGUGAGGAUUGGGACCUCAGGGGUGCUCAUUUGCAAGACAUGCACAAGUUUGGAGAAUGUAACCAUGCCAAGAAAUUUUUCCGCGCGGAUCAUUUCCGUCAACAUCUCAAACAUAGUCAUGCUGGUACAAGUGGAAAAUGGACGAAUAUGCUUGAGAACGCUUGCAUGAUAGACGAGCCACCUCCAGAGCCACUCAGGGGGCCCGAAAGAGUCAGUCCUGGUGGAGUGAGAGUAGGCAGGAUCACCGAAGAAGACGAAGUGCUAUAAAAUACAACGGCUUUCAAAUCAAUGGCUAGUGGAAGUCAGUUUGACAUGCCAAAUAAAUACAAUUCAUUGAGGGUCUUUCAUAAAAACAGUUCAUAUUCAGAUUUGGACUUUCUGACAAUGGAAAUUCCGAACGACCAAAACAAUCAUCAUGAAUUGGGGAGGUAACUUGGGGCCAUCCAUCUAUACUAAGGAGUUAUUUUGGUGCAUUGCUUACAGUGUGUUACAUAUCUUUUUCUUGCAUGAUAGGGACGCUCAUACAUCUGGAUCUGUUUGGCGUUUUGGUUGUUUAAACUUUUUCUUUCCAAUUUGAGAGUUAGUGUCAACCCUCUAUAAUCAGCGAGUAUUCAAGAAACAGACUUGUCAGACUUGAUUCCCGUUAUCUUCGGGUUGAUGACUCGGGCGCAAACGGGACACGAAGAGCAAGUGAAAUAGGUUUUCACUUGGGCUCUGUCAUCCAUGUCAGUUCAGUACGCGGAGAAGCCUUUCAUGUUGGGUCUGCUAUCUAUGAGGGAGAGAUGACUGCCAAGGCGCGAGAGAGGCAAGAAAAGGGAAAGACGAUGGGCAUCUAAUAGGCAAGAAUUUGGCCGGGUUGUACUUACGUAUGAAAUAGGGCAAAUACAAAAGCAAGUAUGUAACUAUUGGCAUAAGAAAAUAAAAGUUUACACCUUUGAAUAC